Plasmodium vinckei vinckei is the source of this 2340-nucleotide messenger RNA. Its product is annotated as WD repeat-containing protein, putative. The record is from RefSeq and is a predicted model, not a curated record. NCBI's taxonomy places the organism in Eukaryota, Apicomplexa, Aconoidasida, Haemosporida, Plasmodiidae. The transcript is spliced from 2 exons. The coding region runs from base 1 to 2340 and encodes 779 amino acids. Gene Ontology annotation, cellular component: Cdc73/Paf1 complex. Gene Ontology annotation, molecular function: protein binding.
AUGAACAAUAGAGACUCUAAUCAGUUCAGGGAUAUAAGUAAAAAAAUUCAAGGAAAAUAUAUUCCAGUUAUAAAAUUUGGUGGAACAAAUAAAUAUAUAAAUAAAAAUCACAAAAAUGAUUAUGAUGAUACUAACAAUAUAAGCUUUACUGGAGACGAUGCUAAGAGAAAUCGUUUUGAUAUAUUUUGUGAUAACAACUAUGGGAUAAAUAAAGUUUGUUUUUCACCCCAAGGGAAAUAUAUAGCAGGGUGUGGAACCAAUGGAAUUAUUUACUUAUAUGAUUUAUAUGAAAAUAAACUACUAACAAAGCUAUGUACAAAAAUUGAUAAUAUAAGAGACCUAACAAUUAGCGAUAAUGAAAAGUAUAUUUAUGCAUGUGGUGACAACAAAAUAAUCGAGAUAUUCGAUUUAUAUGAAAACCGAAAAGUUUGCAAUGAUGAUAUAGGAAAAUGUGUUGAUAUAUCAAUACCUAAUAUAAUUAAAAAUGCAAAAUGUGAUGAUAAGUUGUUAAAUACGAAUAAUAAGGAUAUCAAUAAAAAUAUAAUAGAAAAUAUGUAUACCCCAUAUAAUAAAACUAAAUAUAAGGAUCUUGGAAAUAAUAAGGCUGUAUAUGUUCCUAUAUAUGAUUAUAAUGAUUUAAUAAAAUAUGAUAUAAACAUGAUUGAUAUGAACUAUGUUAAAUUAAAUAAAGUAAAUGAAAUAAUUAAUAAAUCUAUAUUUAUUAUUAAAGAAUCGCAUGAAUAUAGUACCUCAUGCGUAGCGAUACCCAAUAUAAGUAGUUUCUUAGUUUAUUCGGGUGGUGGAGAUGGAAUAUUAAAAAUAUGGGAUAUAAGAAUGAAUUUGUUUGCAUUGAAUAAAAACCAAUCCAAUAAAAAUGCAUAUGAUACCAUAUUUUUAGAUAACAAAAAUCCAUAUGCUUCUAUAUGUUCUCAUGAAGAUGUGUUAACAAGUAUUAGUUUUAAUAACACAAUUAAUUAUGAAGGAUCAUCAAAAUUGGAUAAAAAAAAAAAAAAGGCCAAAUUGGAAACCCAAAAUAGUAAUUCAUUAAAUAAUAGUAAUAUAGAUGAACAUGCUGAUACGGACGAUGCGUGUAGUAGCUCUUCCUUUUUGUCGAGCUGCUCAUCUGCCUCUUACUCAUCUCUUGCAUUUGAUUUGUGUAAAAACAUGUUCAAUAAUAUUCUUAUGACUAGUGGAUAUGACGGAUAUGUUAGACUAUAUGAUAUUAAUAAUAAUAUUAUUAAAUCAUUUUAUGAUGAAGAAAAAACUAUUACACAUUGUAUGUUCACCAAUAACAAUAAAUAUAUAAUUAGUACAAAUAAAUCACAGUAUGCAAAGGUUUUUGAUUUUUUAUAUAUGAAUAAUAAAAAAAAUGCUAAAAAUAUGAUGAGCUAUUUAAAUAACUAUGAAUCGUACUAUUUUAACAAGAAUAAAACUACUAAUGAUAUAGCAGAUCAAGAUAAACCCCAAAUUAAUUAUAGAAAGAAAUCAGAAAAUAAUUUUGUUAAAGAUGCACAUAAUGAUAAUGAACUUCAUCCAUGUAAUAUUGGAAAUAUAUAUGAAUAUGACGAUUUAAAAGAUAGAAUAGAUAUCAUAAAUGAGUUAAAUAAGAAAAUCAAUGAUAAAAAACAGGAUUCCGAGAAUAGCAAAAAAAAUGUAAAUGAAAAGGAAACAGACACUGACUUCAGCGAUUACUCGGAUAGUGGAUCAAGUGCUUUUGAUGAAAAUGCUGUGAGGACAAAAACAUUUUAUGAGCAUGUUAAUAAGCAGCUUGAACCUACAUGGUCUAUUUUUGUAGAUAAUUUGAAAUACAUGGAUCUUAUACCAUAUGAAGAGAUGCAUAUAAGCUUAAAAGAAAAUCAUGAUUAUCUUAAAGAAUAUUAUAGCAGUUACAAUGGAAAAAAUAACGAUACCACUAUAGAUAGUAGUGCUAAUAAUGAUAAAUCUGUAAUAAGACAAAGAGACCAAUACAUGAUGGGUGAAAAUGAACAAAUACUAUAUAACAAAUUAACAGAUAUUAUAUAUAGCAAAUCAGAUAUUCCAAAAUUUUAUUCAUGUAUAUCAGGAGAUAAAUGUAUAAUACCAUCCAUUGAUACAUAUGCUCAUGUAUAUGAUAUAUACACGGGUCUGCAUGUAAAUACUAUAAACAAUCUCUAUUUGCCAAACUAUCAUAUCGAUACGUCUUAUUAUAAUAUGAAUAAUUCAAAUAAUGGAAUACCCCCCAAAAAGCAGAUAUCAUUUUUAACAAGUGCACAAGCAUAUCCAAAAAAUCAUAAUAUUAUUGCAACAUCAAAUGGAUAUCCAGAUGGAUCUAUUGUCCUAUGGGUAUUCGCCCCCUUUUAA